Penicillium soppii is the source of this 1638-nucleotide messenger RNA. Its product is annotated as Zn(II)2Cys6 transcription factor domain-containing protein. The transcript is spliced from 3 exons. The coding region runs from base 1 to 1638 and encodes 545 amino acids. Lineage: Eukaryota; Fungi; Ascomycota; Eurotiomycetes; Eurotiales; Aspergillaceae. Gene Ontology annotation, biological process: regulation of DNA-templated transcription. The record is from RefSeq and is a predicted model, not a curated record. Gene Ontology annotation, molecular function: zinc ion binding; DNA-binding transcription factor activity, RNA polymerase II-specific.
AUGGUGUAUGGUGGGAAGCCGAGCACAGGAUGCCGGAACUGCCGGCAGCGACAUAUCAAGUGCCAAAUAAUAAUUCCCACCAAGUGUGAUGAAACACGCCCACACUGUCGAGCAUGUACGAGAACGAAACGCUCUUGUCCGGGCUACCCAGACCCAUUUGACGUGAUGCUGCGUGACUGCACACCGUCCUUCAGAAAACCUGCCGGGGCCCAGAAAUCCCUUACAGCAGGCAAUCGGUCAAGCUCUAGCAAAAGUUCACCCAAUGUCCCGACUAUGGAAAAUUCAGACCGAGUAGUGUCAACAGCAGUCUUUGCUGCAAACUCGCAAACCAGAAAAGCUCCUUGGCCUCCACCGUUCGGCCCAGCUGAUCUGUAUCAGCCGAUGGAAGAUACGGUGGUCCCUAUCUUUUUCAAUUCUUUCCUUUAUCUCCCAAAAGAUCAACUCAUGCGAAAUGGCUUCAUGGACAUACUGCCUGCAAACUUCUCGAACACUAAACCUGGAUCCCAUCUCCAUGUCAGCACUCUGGCCGUUGCUUUCUUCUCUGUGGCAGCGUGGACCGGCCAAGGGUCUUUGCUCCGUGCAUCCGAGCGGUAUUUCACCCAAGCAUUAUCAAAAAUCCGCGAAGCUUUGCAAAAGAAUGAAGAAAGUGACUUAGACUUCGUUUUGUUGUCCACACUCCUACUGUCUAUGUACGAGGAAUUUGUUGCCAUGAAACAUGAACAGCACCCCUUGAGAGCUCAUCUCAGGGGAGCAAUAGCCCUUAUAAACAAUAGAAAAACAAAGCGUCUCGAAACGCCGUCAUCAAAGACGAUUGAUCAUGCUGUGCAGACUCAAAUAGUUUGUCUCGAAACACCCAAUCUCGAAGAAGCCUCACUGACAACACUUUUGCAGAUUAAAACCACUAGGGGAUUGAACAGUCCCAUGGUGCCGACCCCUAAAGUCUGGCCCCUGUCAGAGCCACCAGCUCAGCCUAGCCCCCGGCCGCUAUUAGCGACAGCUGCCUCGGAAAUUGUCAAUCUUCGCCAUUCAUGGGAACGGAUGAUAGCGCAACCACCGGAUUAUGCCCUCGCUACAUCCAUUUUGGCGAAAGCCACCGAAAUCGAUACCAAUCUGGCAACAUGGUCCUACCUCCUUCCACCACAUUGGGCCCCCAUCGCAGCAAGCAUAAUUCCACAAUCCGUCCGCGAUGCCGGGAUGUACAAGAACAGGUGCGAAUGCUACACGGACAUGUGGAUCGCAACUACCUGGAACAUGUACCGGGACUGCCGCAUCCUGGUUCAAAUAAUUAUCCUAGGUUGUCUUCGUAGGGUGCCUUUCCAAGAUCCGGAUGGACUCAGAGCGACAUUGGCAAUGACGACCGCGCAUUGCCUCGCGGAGGAUAUCUGCGCCAGUGUUCCAUUUUGUCUUGGCGACCAAGUCGAAUCAGUUCGCAUGAAAACAGGCCUCGUUGAGUAUCCAUUCGCCGAGACACGACCGGUCACUUGGAAUCAUAUGCAAAUUGCUCCGCUCAUGGGUGCAUGGUUUCUCGCGCCGUAUUUGAGGAACCUUGCAUCCUCGGAUAUGGGGCUGCCACCAGAGCAAAAGGCCUGGGUACAAAGCCAGAUCGAGCGCAUUUUGGUCAUAUACUUCCAGCGGUGA